CGCCUGCGCGGAGGCUCGGGGAGUCGGCGCCAUGACCCCAUCGAGGCUUCCCUGGUUGCUUAGCUGGGUCUCGGCCACUGCGUGGAGAGCGGCAAGAUCACCCAUUCUGUGUCAUUCUCUGAGGAAAACAAGUUCUUCUCAAGGAGGAAAGUCUGAACUUGUCAAACAGUCCCUUAAGAAGCCGAAGUUACCAGAAGGUCGUUUUGAUGCACCAGAGGAUUCCCACGUAGAGAAAGAACCACUGGAAAAAUUUCCAGAUGAUGUUAAUCCAGUGACCAAAGAAAAAGGUGGACCCAGGGGCCCAGAACCUACCCGAUAUGGAGAUUGGGAACGAAAAGGACGCUGUAUUGAUUUUUAAGUCGCUUAUUCUUUAACCUCAAUAUUGUUUUCUGAAUAUGUACAUCUCAAUUAACUUAUUUCUGAUUAUUUUCUUUCUUUAUAUCCUUUGUGUCGUGUAGUUUCUAUAAUGUGUUUAAAUAAAUAAAUAUAUAUAUAUAUAUAUAUAAUGGCUUUGAAAGAAAAUAUGCUGCUAUAAAUUAGGAAAGGGAGACCAGCCUGACCAAUAGGGAGAAAUAUCGCCUUUACUAAAAAUACAAAAUUAGCCAGGCGUGGUGGCAUGCACAUGUAAUCCCAGCUACUCUGGAGGCUGAGGCAGGAGAAUGGCUUAAACCCAGGAGGUGGAGGUUGUGGUGAGCUGAGGUCGCGCCAUUGCACUCCAGCCUGGGCAAUAAGAGUGAAACUCCAUCUCAAAAAAAAAAAAAUAGGAAAGGGAAAAUAUUUUUUCAUUAACAUAUAUUAAUUUAAUGAGUAUAGAAAUGAUUCUUGGUUUUUUUUUGUUUUGUUUUUGAGAGUCUCUCUCUCUCUCACCCAGGCUGGAGUGGAGUGGCACUAUCCCAGCUCACUGCAACCUCCGCCCCCCCAGGUUCAAGCAAUUCUCCCGCCUCAGCCUCCUGAGUAGCUGGGAUUAAAGACACCCACCAUUGCACCUGGCUAAUUUUUGCAUUUUUAGUAAAGACAAGGUUUCACCAUGUUAGCUAGGCUGGUCUCGAACUCCUGACCUCAGUUGAUCCACCUGCUUCAGCCUCCCAAAGUGCUGGGAUUGCAGGUGUGAGCCACCGUGCCCAGCCUAGAAAUGAUUUUUAGAGCUGUAGGCCUUUACUUCAUCAUUUUUCAGUUUAAAUUAAUCAGUUUUUUAUAAAAUGGACACAUAAAUAAUUUUUAAAAAAUGAUUGUGUUGCUGUGUGCUAGGGGAUAGUGGCUUUUAACAUGUGAGUUAAAUAAUACAUUAUAGUUUGAGAAGGCCACAAUAAUAACAGAAAAUCUUUAACUUGGAGCCAGUGACUUAAUUAAUUACCCAAUCACUUGAGUUCAAAUUCUGACUCUACUUCUUACUACCUAUGUGACCUUGGAUAACUUAUUUAACUUCUCUGUGCUUCAAUAUCCUUAUGUGUAAGUUGGAGAUAAUAAUACUUUUGAUACUGGUGGGCUGCAGGAGGUCCCCAAACACUGGUGGGACCUUAACUCCAGCUGAUGUCCAGGCUCUUGAUACCAUCAUGAGAAGAAAUUCAAGGACAAGUCAGAAAAUAGUGAAAGUACUGAGAUUUAUUGCAAAGUAAAAAGUACAUAUUCGAUGCCUAUAAUCCCAGCACUUUGAGAGACUGAGGCGGGUCGAUCACUUGAGGUCAGGAGUUCAAGACCAGCCUGGCCAACAUGGCGAAACCCCGUCUCUACUAAAAAUACAAAAACUAGCUGGGUGUGGUAGUGCAGGCCUGUAAUCCCACCUACUUGGGAGGCUGAGGCAGGAGAAUCACUUGAACUGGGGAGGCAGAGGUUGUAGUGAGCCAAGAUUGUGCCACUGCACUCCAGCCUGGGUGACAGAGCAAGACCCUGUCUCAAAAAAAAAUAAAAAGCAGAGAAAAGAAAAGCACGCAUUCAAGAAAGGGGAGUGUGGGCAUACUCAAGAGAGAGUGACUCAGUGGAGUUUAGAGCUUCUACCUUCAUGGGUUUCUAUAACCAAGAGGUGGAAUAUUCAUGAAGAUUCCUGGAAAAAGGUGAAGAUUUCUUGGAAUUGUGGUGCCACCGACUUUUACACCAAAUACAGGUGUUCCCGGAAUAGUCAUGGCACUCUCUGUGUGUGCUUUAGUAUGUUAAUGAGCAUAUAAUGAGGUCCUAGGUGAAACCUAGGUCAUAUCCAGUGCCAUGCUGGGUCCAGUCAGUCUUAGCCAACUUGACUCACACCCUGGCUUUUCAGGAUCUUAUCAGCCCCUAGUUUAUGCAGCCAUUUCAACAAUUUCCUUUUUGCUAAUCCUGUAAAACUGCUGCCUGGAAUUUUCUGCUCUUCUGUGACCACCCUGUAUUAUUCCUGUCUCACUUUCACUUCACAGGGAAGUUGAGAAGAUUAAAUGAAUAAAUAACAUGUAUUAGUCAGGGUUCUUCAAUAGGAGAGAGAGAAAUUAUGUGGAAUUGGCUCAUGCAGUUCUAGAGGCUGAGAAGUCCAUGAUAAUGCCAUCUGCAAGCUGAGCACCUGAAGACCCAAAAAAGCCAGUGAUGUGAAUCAGUCUGAGUCCAAAGGCCUGAGAACCAGGGGAAUUAUGAUAUAAAUCCAGUCUGAGGGCAAAAAAGAUGAGAAGAGGUGUCCUAGCUCAAGCAGUGAGGCAAGAAAAAGGGAGUGAAUUCUUCCCUCUACCUUUUGUCCUAUUCAGGCCUUCAAUGUAUUAGAUAAUGCCCAACUACAUUGGGAAGGACAGUCUACUGAGUUCACCAGUUCCAAUGCUUAUCUCAUUCAGAAACACCCCUACAGACACAUCCAGAAACAAUGUUUAAACUGGUACCCUGUGGCCUACUCAAGUUGACACAUAAAAUUAGCCAACACAACAUGUUAGCCACUUAGAGCAGUGUGUAGUACAGUACAUACUUCUCAGUAAGUGUUAACUCUCUUUAAAUUAUGAAUGUAUUUUUCCAAGUCUCUAGGCAUUGUGAGAGGAAAGAUUUUUUUUUUUUUUUUUUUUUUGCUCUGUCCCCAGGCUGGACUACAGUGGUGCAAUCUCCACUCACUGCAACCUCUGACUCCCUGGUUCAAGCGAUUCUCCUGCCUCAGCCUCCCGAUUCUCCUGCCUUAACCUCUGUUAAUAGUAACAUGUUUUAUUACAGUAUCAAAUAUAUAGGUAAAAUUUGGUGGCAUGAAAACACUUGUGGUCUGUAUGUCUAUCAAACAUUCAUGAAAAAACUUGAAGACUGUCAAUUUGGUACCUACAAAAGAUGAUGCGGUAGCCAUGGAAAUGCAUCACCCAGAUCUCCUCCUGUGAGAAGCAGAGUUGACUGAGAACCCUAGCUGCUACCCCAUGGGAUCUACCACUGUAUUCCUGCUGUUCCCAGCCAAUGAGUGAGAAUGGCAGGACUAUUAACACUGACCCACUCCCCUGAUGGGCAACAUUGGCACAAGGACUUCCCACUAGAUUGCCCAGAAUUUUCUUAGAAACAUGCUACUGUCUGAGAUUCUUCCUACCCCAUACUCCUUUCCUUCACUCUCUCCUUCACAGGUGUCAAACCCUACCUACUCCCCUCCUUCAUAAUUCACAGAUAUCUCCUCCAAUAAAUCUCUUUCAAACUUAA
This is a messenger RNA of Symphalangus syndactylus (siamang), 3612 nucleotides long. RefSeq names its product succinate dehydrogenase complex assembly factor 4 (gene SDHAF4). NCBI's taxonomy places the organism in Eukaryota, Metazoa, Chordata, Mammalia, Primates, Hylobatidae. Gene Ontology annotation, cellular component: mitochondrion. Gene Ontology annotation, biological process: mitochondrial respiratory chain complex II assembly. The record is from RefSeq and is a predicted model, not a curated record.